CCGCCGGAAUUCAACAUGGAGGGCUUCCCAAAUGGAUUUGUUGUACUAUUAUUCGUCUUUUGUUCUCGGUCACUAGCAGGUGAAGAAUUACAGUACACCACACUCGGACAGCUGGCGUUCGGAUGUCCACAAGGAUGGAAGUCUUUUGAAACUAAUUGCUAUUUCCUGGCGGAUUUUAAAAUGGAAUUUGAAGACGCUGAGAAAACAUGUGAAAACCUGGGUACUAUGUCUUUAAAAAUAGACGAUGACAUUGAAAAUAAGAAGAUCGCUGAGUUUGCUAGAAUCGUUUCCUGGACCAGGUUUUGGAAUGGACAAAAAUAUUCAGAUUCUACAAAGUGUGAUGGUAUUUGGGGUAAUAAUCAGCCGCCAGAAGGCACUCAAGAUGGCGCCUGUGUUUCUGUUGGUGAAAAUGGACUGUGGAAAGUCACAAGCUGCAAAGAGUUAUUGCCAUUCAUUUGUAAGAAGCCAGCAUGCAUCAAUGGAACAUCCGACUGUGGAAAUGGAAAGUGCAUUAAUACCAAAUGGUUUUGUGAUGGGAUAAAUGACUGUUCAAACAACUUGGAUGAAAUGAACUGUGCUAACAGGUGUUCAUUCUACAAGACUGGUGCAUCAGGAACCAUCACCCAGGGUUCAUACAAGCCCAAUGCUGACUGCUUUUGGACCAUUGAGGGCCCAGUGGGAACCCAGCUUAAAUUAACAUUCACCACAGUGAGAACAGAAAAGGAUCGUGACAUUAUUGAGGUGUGGGGAGGAUCAAAGUCACUGAAUAGUAGUACCAAACUGACGACUUUAUCAGGUGAUUCUGACAACCGUGAUGUGUACAGCUUCAACAACUUUCUGAUCAUCAGAUUCAGAUCAGAUGCAACAGUGGAGUCGUCUGGAUUUGUAGCCACAUGGCAAUCAGAUGUACCUGAAUUGUCAAGAACUGUUCAAAACAUCACAGCAUCUGAUAACUGGCAAAAUCUGUCUUCUCCAUUUUACCCAAGCACUCCUCCAUAUGGUUUCUCUCGUCAUUGGCUCAUCACAACAGAUACCGAUUCCAUUCUAACACUAGAGAUUCUUGAAGUGGAUCUGAUGUCAGAUUGGGAGUUGCUGAUUUACGACGGUGAUAGCUACAUGGAGCAACCAGUGACAAUAAGAACAUCAUCUGACCUGCGGUCUCCACCUAUCUACAUUUCUUCAAGCAACAAAACAAGAGUCGUUUUGAAGGGAAUGAAAAUCAUCACUGGCAAUGGGAUCAACAUGAGGGUGAAAAAAGCUGUUACCUGUGGGAGACCUGGCGAUGUUGCUAAUGGUGUCAUUCACAGCAACAGAUCAAUAUUUUAUUUUGGGGAGACAAUCGACUUCAGCUGUUCAUUAGGCUGGAAACUGAGUGGAACAAGCAGUCUAACCUGUGCUGCUGAUAGGAAUUGGAAUAGUUCUCAACCUGUUUGUCAAGCUAUAUCAUGUCCCAAGUUGAUGAAGGCGGGAACAGAUGUCCAGAAAGCUAGAGUACAGAGAAUAGUUCCAGACACUGACGUAGGAUUUGGUGAUGAGGUCAACGUGGAAUGUCUGUUGGAAAAUGGUUCGCUGAUGAACAAGACUCUUUACUGUGAAUAUGACAACCAGACCAAGUCCUACUCUCUUCAAGGAGACUCUCCUGUUUGUCCAGUUGUUGAUUGUGGUCAACCAGAGAAGAUUCCUGGAAUGAAAACACCGACUGUGACUGACACAACUGUAAACAGUAGUUUUACCUUUGAGUGUACAGAGGGAGCAACGAAAAGUGGGCUGUCAUCAAAUGGAAGUCAGUCUACUGUCACUUGCCAAGCAAACGGCAGGUGGGGAUUUGGAAACCUCACAUGCGAAGCUGCUCGCUGCUCUGAUCCUGGUACACCUGGUGGAGGGACACAGAUCGUUGACGGUUACGAGGGUGGUCAGUCUGUCUCAUAUAACUGCACAUGGACUGGAUAUACACCCGAUCCACCUGAAGCACUCUUCUGCAUUAUUAGAGCAGAUGGAACUGUUUACUGGAAUGGAACCAUGCCAAGGUGUAAAGAUACAACACCUCCACAGUUUACAAACUGUCCAACUAGUAAUAUAUCCAUCGACAGUUUGGAUGUUCCAGGCUUUGUUGUACCAGAUGCCCAGGACAACUCUGGACUGGUGGUAUCAAUAAGUGUAAAUCCUCAAAACUUUGAUCCAUGGAAGCCAGUCAAAGGUGCAACUACAGUGACCUACACGGCUACUGAUGGAGAAAACAACACUGCUGACUGCAUAAUUCAGAUUAUACUUAAAAGCAAGUAUUGUUAA
Gigantopelta aegis is the source of this 2289-nucleotide messenger RNA. Its product is annotated as CUB and sushi domain-containing protein 3-like. Gene Ontology annotation, molecular function: protein binding. Lineage: Eukaryota; Metazoa; Mollusca; Gastropoda; Neomphalida; Peltospiridae. The transcript has 15 exons. Bases 16 to 2289 code for a protein of 757 amino acids. The record is from RefSeq and is a predicted model, not a curated record.